Messenger RNA from Phyllostomus discolor (pale spear-nosed bat), 2488 nucleotides. RefSeq names its product molybdenum cofactor synthesis 3 (gene MOCS3). The coding region runs from base 106 to 1482 and encodes 458 amino acids. Gene Ontology annotation, molecular function: thiosulfate-cyanide sulfurtransferase activity; URM1 activating enzyme activity; adenylyltransferase activity. Lineage: Eukaryota; Metazoa; Chordata; Mammalia; Chiroptera; Phyllostomidae. The record is from RefSeq and is a predicted model, not a curated record. Gene Ontology annotation, cellular component: cytoplasm; cytosol. The transcript has a single exon. Gene Ontology annotation, biological process: tRNA wobble position uridine thiolation; protein urmylation.
ACCUCUUCCAAAGCUCCGUAAAAUUGUGUAGUUUACUGCGGUUGCUAGGAGACGGUAAACCGGAAGCGGAAAUGCCGUUCAAGAGCUCUAGGGAAAGAGGACGUCAUGGCUGCCAAGGCGGAGGUCCGGGCUUUGCAGGCUGAAGUUGCCCGGCGGGAGAAGGAACUGAGUUCCCUGAAGCAGAGACUGGCGGCGGCUCUUCUGGCGGAGGAAGAGCCAGAGCGGCCGGCUCCGGUGUCGCCCCUGCCGCCGAAGGCCGCCCUGACCCGAGAGGAGAUUCUGCGCUAUAGCCGGCAGCUCGUGCUGCCGGAGCUCGGCGUGCAGGGGCAGCUGCGCCUGACCGCCGCGUCCGUGCUAGUCGUGGGCUGCGGUGGGCUCGGCUGCCCGCUGGCGCAGUACCUGGCAGCGGCCGGCGUGGGCCGCCUGGGCCUUGUGGACUACGACGUGGUAGAAAUGAGCAACCUGCCGCGCCAGGUGCUGCACGGGGAGGCACUGGCCGGCCAGGCCAAGGUCUUCUCGGCCGCCGCCUCGCUGCGCAGUCUUAAUUCGGCCGUGGAGUGCGUGCCGUACGCUCAGGCUCUGACGCCAGCCACGGCUCUGGACCUGGUCCGCCGUUAUGACGUGGUGGCUGACUGCUCCGACAACGCGCCCACUCGGUACCUCGUUAAUGACGCCUGUGUACUGGCCGGCCGGCCUCUCGUAUCCGCCAGCGCCCUGCGCUUCGAGGGCCAGAUCACAGUCUAUCACUACGACGGAGGGCCUUGCUAUCGCUGCGUGUUCCCCCAGCCACCUCCAGCGGACACGGUGACCAACUGCGCAGAUGGCGGGGUGCUCGGUGUCGUCACUGGGGUCCUGGGCUGCCUGCAGGCGCUGGAAGUGUUGAAGAUCGCGGCGGGCCUGGGCCCCUCUUACAGUGGCCAACUGAUGCUCUUCGAUGCUCUCAGAGGACGUUUCCGCUGUAUUCGGCUGCGGAGCCGCAGGCCCGACUGUGCGGCCUGCGGGGAGCAGCCCACUGUGACUGACCUGCAGGACUAUGAAGCCUUCUGUGGCUCCUCGGCCACCGAUAAGUGCCGCUCCCUGCAGUUGCUGAGCCCGGAGGAGCGGGUUUCUGUCACCGACUAUAAGCGGCUUCUGGAUUCUGGGUCACCCCACGUGUUGCUGGACGUCAGGCCUCAAGUGGAAGUGGACAUCUGUCGUUUGCCUCAUGCCCUGCACAUCCCUUUGAAACAGUUGGAACGGAGGGAUGCGGAGAGCCUGAGACUCUUAGGGGAAGCGAUCCAGAAAGGGAAGCGAGGCACACAGGAAGGGGCAGCGCUCCCCAUUUACGUGAUUUGCAAACUGGGCAACGAAUCCCAGAAGGCCGUGAAGAUCCUGCAGACGUUGAUGGCAGUCCAAGAGUUAGGCUCCCUGACAGUGCAGGAUGUGGUGGGGGGGCUCAUGGCCUGGGCCGCCAAAAUCGACGGGACAUUUCCCCAGUACUGAGGUGGCUGGUAGACUGGUUGGACCUGAGAAGAAUGUGAGUUGUCACAUUACUUGAAAGACCACGGCGAUUUAUUGGAUGAUGUAGUUGUGAACGGAUUAUAACUCUGUCUCUGCGAGUUGCCUUGUGUUUUCAGCACUUGGAGAGUGGCUUGAACUUGUGAGCUAUAUUGUAAGGGACAGGAUUUUGUGUUUUAAUCUGCCAGUCAUUUGCCGGUCCUGCUUUUUUUCCACCUCCCCCCAUGCAAAAGCUCUGUAAAUGGUCUAUUUUAUGCCUGGGAUUAAGUUGUUGUAAACUUAGUCUUACUGAAACGAUCACAGAUGAUACACUUAAGAUCAAUUUAUUGUUUACUAAAGAUGUUCUUUGGAUCUUAUUUCCACUUCAGGUGUUAGAAUAUGUACUAGAGAAAUAAGUGUUAUGAGGUACAUUGUUUUAAUGAUCUGGAAAGUAGUUUUAUAUUAAGUAUUGUGAAUUCAUAUCCCAAGUGAAGUACUUAAAGGUUAGCAAGAUAAACAAAGCCACUUUCAUAGUAUGUCAGUUUCUCUUAUAAACUGAUUUUUUUUUCCUAAAGUUGGCUUCAGGGACCACCUUAUGUUGUAGUCAUGACAUUUUCUAAACUGUGUAUUAUGGUUUGGCUUGCUUUGGAAUCUUCAAGUCCAAGUUCCAACCUUCUGCCCUCCUCCUUCCCUUCCCUAUCCAGUCUGUUACAAACAACAUUUCCAUGAAAUGGCAGGUACCCUGCCCAAUUUCCAAUAUCUACAGCAAAAUCAAAAGUAAAAAUUUGGUAUGUAUGUAGCAGUGGUUAAUUGAAGGGGAAACGCCUUGUCAAAGGGCGCCUCCACUCUGCAGCUGACUUCUGCACUCGGGCUCACCUGCAGCCAGAAACGGCAGACAUAAAUGUGCAGUCUUUGUAUCUGUGGCUACAGAUGUGUAAAGAGAGUUAAAAAGCAUUGUGGGCCAGACAGAACCUGUACUUACCAGUUUGCAAACACUUUUUCCUCUCCACUA